GUAGAGAAGAAACACCAACAGCGUGGUAACUCUUCAAAGUGAUUUCACAAAUACUGAAAGUGAAAAACAUACUUGUCUUUGAGAAGUCUAAGGCCAAAUGGCCAUACGAGACUCCUCUGUGGAGUUCUGUAAGAAUGAGUCUCAGAAGCACAAAGGCCCCUGGAAAUGCAGAGAGCACUGACCGAAGAGUAUCAGUGAGAGGAGAAAGUCCUCUCAAGGCCCAUUUUUCAGACAAGCCUCACCUUGACCUUGCGUGUGACAUGGCUGAGGCUGAUGUUGGGCUGCGGGGGCUCCAAAAGGCAGCAGGCAGGGCUGGCCAGUUGAAAGUUUCUCUGCAGAGCCUUGACUGUCACUGUCAAGACAUUUGCAAAGGGAAGCCUGAAUGUGCGAGCCAAGGGUGUCACAGUGCCCACGCCGAGGGGUCAUCCUGUGGGCCUGAACACUGUGAAGACAGACUCCAUCCCAAGGACACUGUCCACACUGCAGAGAAACCUUGCAAACGCGAUGGGCCCUGCAGUCAGAACUCAGAGCCACAUCAUCAAAGAGACCACAUGGACCAGAAACCUUACAAGUGUGAGCAGUGUGGGAAAGGCUUCACACGCAGCUCCAGCCUGCUCACCCACCACGCCACCCACAUGGACGAGAAACCUUACAAGUGUGACAGGUGUGGGAAAGGCUUCACACGGAGCUCCAGCCUGCUCAUCCACCACGCAGUCCAUACAGGAGAGAAGCCCCACAAGUGUGACAAGUGCGGGAAGGGCUUCAGCCAGAACUCCAAACUGCACAUCCACCAGCGAGUGCACACAGGUGAGAAGCCCUACGCGUGUGGGGAGUGUGGCAUGAGCUUCAGUCAGCGCUCAAACCUGCACAUCCACCAGCGAGUGCACACGGGAGAGAGGCCCUACAAGUGUGGGGAGUGUGGAAAGGGCUUCAGCCAGAGCUCAAACCUGCACAUCCAUCGGUGCAUCCACACGGGUGAGAAGCCCUACCAGUGCUAUGAGUGUGGGAAGGGCUUCAGCCAGAGCUCAGACCUGCGCAUUCACCUGCGUGUGCACACCGGGGAGAAGCCCUACCAUUGCGGCCGCUGUGGGAAGGGCUUCAGCCAGAGCUCCAAGCUUCUCAUCCACCAGCGUGUGCACACGGGCGAGAAACCCUAUGAGUGCGGGGCAUGUGGGAAGGGCUUCAGCCAGAGCUCCAACCUCCAUAUCCACCAGCGCGUGCAUGGCAAGGACCCUCGCUGAAGACACGCUCAGGCCUUCAGGCAGUAUUGUGAAGGCGGGCACCAGUGGUUCACACCUGUAAUCCCAGCUAUUCAGGAGGCUGCGGUCUGAAGAUUGCAGUCCAAAAACCCAGGCAGGAAAAUCUGUGGGACUCUUAUCUCCAUUAAACUACC
This is a messenger RNA of Perognathus longimembris pacificus (Pacific pocket mouse), 1393 nucleotides long. RefSeq names its product zinc finger protein 239 (gene Znf239). Gene Ontology annotation, molecular function: DNA-binding transcription factor activity, RNA polymerase II-specific; RNA polymerase II cis-regulatory region sequence-specific DNA binding. The coding region runs from base 135 to 1241 and encodes 368 amino acids. NCBI's taxonomy places the organism in Eukaryota, Metazoa, Chordata, Mammalia, Rodentia, Heteromyidae. The transcript has a single exon. Gene Ontology annotation, biological process: regulation of transcription by RNA polymerase II. The record is from RefSeq and is a predicted model, not a curated record.